This is a messenger RNA of Andrographis paniculata, 1566 nucleotides long. Its product is annotated as rosmarinate synthase-like. The transcript has 2 exons. The coding region runs from base 94 to 1407 and encodes 437 amino acids. NCBI's taxonomy places the organism in Eukaryota, Viridiplantae, Streptophyta, Magnoliopsida, Lamiales, Acanthaceae. Gene Ontology annotation, molecular function: acyltransferase activity, transferring groups other than amino-acyl groups. The record is from RefSeq and is a predicted model, not a curated record.
UUGCAAAUUCCCACAUCAUUCAAUAAAAAAAAAAAAGUGUAUAUAUAUAUAUAUAUCAUUAAGAAGUUUUAAGAGUUGACUUAUAGCAAAACUAUGGUCAAAGGGAUGAAGAUCCAAGCGAAGGAGGAGGUGAUGGUGAGGCCACCGGCGACGGGGUCGCCGCCCCGGGGGACAACCCUGUGGCUGUCGAAUUUGGACAUGAUGUACCGCCUCGAGUCCUACGUCAACUGCACCUUCUUCUUUAGGUCCGACACCUUCUUUGUCUCGUCUCUACUCAAGGCCACUCUCAGCCGUGCCUUGGUUGAGUUCUACCCGUUGGCCGGGCGCCUUAAACGGGUUGACCAUCAAAAUGGGUUUGAGAUCGAGUGCAAUGGGGAAGGGGUGUUGUACAUUGAGGCUACGGCCAAUGGCGCAUUGCUCGACUUGGGGGCCGACUUAGGCCCCCGCCCGGACCUCACUUUUGCACCCGUCGUGGAUUAUUCCAAAGGCGCUUCGGCACUCCCACUUUUCGUCGUGCAGGUAACCCGUUUCACAUGCGGUGGAGUUUGUUUGGGUUUUGCCUUGAGCCAUUACGUAUGUGACGGAUUUUCACUUCUGCAAUUCCUCCGCACAUGGGCCGACAUAGCCCGCGGCGCCGGAAUUACAGCGCCGCCGUUCCACGACAGGCAGGCUGUCUUGUCCGCCCGCCACCCCCCUCAGCCGGAGUUCGACCACAUCGAAUACCACCCCCCUCCAACAUUAAUCCAUCCAAUCACAUCAACAACUAACAACAAUACAUCCUACAAAAAAUUCAGGCUGACUCCCGAUCAGGUGAAAGCACUCAAGGAGUCGUCAUUAUUGUCGUCGACAAAUAUUGGUAAUUACACGACGUACGAGGUUCUCGCCGGCCACGUGUGGCGCUGCGUGUCGAUGGCCCGCCGGCUGCCGAAGAAUCAGCCGACGAAGCUUCACAUGGCGGUCGACGGCCGGGAGAGGCUGCUCCCCCGACUGCCACGUGGCUACUUCGGGAAUGUCGUAUUUUCCGCCACUCCCAUUGCCCUGGCGGGUGACCUGCAAGAGAAUCCCGUCGGGUUUUCCGUCCUUAAAGUUCACGAAGCGCUUGUAAGAAUGGACGACCGUUACUUGCGGUCGGCGAUCGAUUACCUGGAGGCGGUUCGGCAAGGCGGACCGGCCAUCUCAAAAUACCUGUUCGAUUAUCGUUCCCCAAAUCUUGGGAUAAUCAGCUGGGCUAGGCUUCCGAUGUACGAGGAUUUUGGGUUGGGCAAGCCGGUCUACGCCGGCUGGGGAAGCAUCCCGGCCGAAGGAAUAAGUCACGUGCUACCCACGCACGAUGGGACAUUGUUGUAUGCGAUCGCCUUGCCCGAACAAGAGAUGGCCAUCUUCGAAAAACUUUUCUACGAAUUAUAGUCUAGACUGUUAGAAAAUUCUUUCCAAUAAUGUUGUAUUUUACUUUUCUUUCCUUUGAAUCCGUCACCAUUACUGUUUAAAUAAUUCUCAGUCAUCAUGGGUCUGUCAUGUUUCUGGAUUUAAUUAUGCAAUUGGAUUUUUCUUGGUUUUUACUUCAAU